GUUUCAGUUGGCGCCACCGUCACUGUUCACUGAGGACUAUCAGGUGUAUGACCGUAGAACAGGCUGUGUGACUUAUAUUUUUGUUAAUUUGUCAUAUUACAGCCAAAUUACCUUUCUGUUAAGAUGAUGAAACUAACGGAAGGCGCCAUUGAGGCUUUAUCUAAUGGCAACGGUGGCAAUGAGGCAGUGCUUCAGCUCGUGAACAUUCGUAAGAUAGAUGGAGGAAAUGGUCCGGCUCGCUUUAGGGUGAUGAUGAGUGAUGGACGCCACACUAUGACCUCCUUCAUGCUUUGCACCCAGCUGAACUACAUGGCUGAGGAGAACACACUGGCUCCAAACUGCAUCUGCCUUCUCAAGAGGCAUGUGACUAAUAUACUGAAAGAUGGAAGGCGUGUAGUAAUCAUUUUGGAAAUUGAUGUCCUCAAGCCUGCUUCAGAGGUUGCUGGGAAAAUUGGAGACCCAACCCCUUACACUGAAGGUCAGGCCAAAGGUACGCAGCCAGCCCCAAACCCUGUAAACCGCCCUCCAUUGAUGCCACAAAAUGGAAAUGAAGUAGUGAACAGAGGUUUCAGUCGGGACUUUGGGAAAAAGGCGUCAUCUGCUAUGCCCAGUACACCAGGGGGUGGCUCAAAAAUUGUUCCUAUUGCCAGCCUCAACCCAUACCAGUCUAAGUGGACGAUCCGUGCUCGUGUAACCAACAAAAGCAGCAUUCGAACAUGGAGCAAUUCUCGUGGCGACGGCAAACUAUUUUCCAUGGAGAUUGUAGAUGAGAGUGGGGAAAUAAGAGUGACUGGAUUCAACCAAGAGGUGGACAAGUUCUUUAGCCUUAUUGAGGUUGGCAAGGUCUACUAUGUGUCUAAGGGCUCUUUGAAGAUCGCCAAUAAGCAGUACACUUCUGUGAAGAAUGAUUAUGAGAUGACACUCAAUGGGGAGUCCACUAUCCUCCCCUGUGAGGACAGCUCUGAUGUUCCCAUGGUGCAGUGUGACUUUGUCUCCAUUGGCGACCUGGAGGUCAAAGACAAAGAUUCCAUUGUGGACGUGAUUGGAGUGUGUAAGAGUGUGGAUGAGGUGACCCGCCUCACAACCAAGACAAACCGUGAAGUGUCCAAGAGGACGCUCAACCUGAUGGACAUGUCUGGGAAGAUGGUGACAGUCACACUAUGGGGAGAAGAAGCAGAAAAAUUUGAUGGUUCAGGACAGCCCAUUGUGGCCAUUAAAGGAGCAAAGCUGUCAGAUUUCGGAGGCAGGUCCCUCUCUGCAUCCUUUAGCAGCACCUUGAUGAUCAACCCAGACAUCCCUGAGGCAUACAAGCUCAGAGGCUGGUAUGACAAGGAGGGCCAUGCCAUGGAUGGACAGUCUCUGACAGAAGUUAAAGGUGGGAGUGGGGGAGGACUUACGAACUGGAAGUCUAUCUCGGAUGUUAAGACCGAGCACCUGGGACAUGGAGACAAGGGCGACUACUAUACCUGCAUCGCCACCAUAGUCUACCUGCGCAAGGAGAACUGCCUUUACCAAGCCUGCCCAAGCCAAGACUGCAAUAAAAAAGUGGUAGACCAGCAGAAUGGCAUGUUCCGUUGUGAAAAGUGUGACAAAGAGUUCCCCAACUUCAAGUACCGCCUCAUUCUUUCUGCCAACAUUGCAGAUUACGGGGACAACCAGUGGGUGACUUGCUUCCAGGAGAGCGCCGAGGCCAUUCUGGGCCAGAAUGCAGCUUACCUGGGGCAGCUCAAGGACUCGAAUGAAGCUGCCUUUGACGAAGUAUUUCAACAGGCCAACUUCAACACCUUUGUCUUCCGCAACAGAGUGAAGUUAGAAACGUAUAAUGAUGAAUCCAGGAUCAAGGCUACUGUGAUGGAUGUGAAGCCCGUUGACCAUAAGGAAUACAGCAAGAGGCUGAUCAUGAGCAUAAGGAAACUGGCCAGCCAGUAGAGAAUGGAUACCUCUGUCAUGGUUCUACCUGGAUUUGCAAGGUUUUUCUGUUUUGCCAAUAAAUGAAUAUUAAAGUGUUUCAUAUGUGUACUUACAAAUCACGGGUUCAGUUCUUUGUUAUUUUACAUCUCUUUGGAUGGAGUAGGUUUUUUAUUUAUCGUUUAUGUAAUAAUGAUUUUGUGAUUGAGAUGGUAACAGUCAUAACAAAGCUGAUUUCAGUUCAUAAUAAAAUAGAGAAUGGGUCAGUAAGCCACAAACAAAAUCAGCACUGUCUUAUGUCAGCCAGUGUUUCCUGCUUGUACAGUACUGUGGUCACGUGGGUGCGGUGGCUUCUUUAAGCAGGCAACCAACACAGUAGCUAGCACUCUUUUCACCCUCUGAAGCACACUCAGAAUGGCUGGGCUGGACCUGCACUUUCCUGAUAAGACAGUUUACUCUCCCACUCUUAUUUUGCUUCUUUUCACAUAUUUGCAAACAUAAGCACAUAUACACAGAACAGACUUAAUGGGAAAUGGACUGCAUUCUAUUUAAGUAGAUUUAAGCUGUUGUCUGUAUUUUUGACGACUGUAAUUUGUGUUCAUUAGUUAUGUCUCUUUUUUUCCAACAAGUCAAUAAAGUUGUUUGUAAUGAAACCU
Messenger RNA from Sphaeramia orbicularis (orbiculate cardinalfish), 2564 nucleotides. RefSeq names its product replication protein A1 (gene rpa1). Gene Ontology annotation, biological process: DNA repair; DNA replication; DNA recombination. Gene Ontology annotation, cellular component: nucleus. The transcript has 17 exons. Lineage: Eukaryota; Metazoa; Chordata; Actinopteri; Kurtiformes; Apogonidae. Gene Ontology annotation, molecular function: DNA binding. The record is from RefSeq and is a predicted model, not a curated record. Bases 124 to 1929 code for a protein of 601 amino acids.